Messenger RNA from Triticum turgidum subsp. durum (durum wheat), 702 nucleotides. The record is from the annotation of a GenBank genome assembly. Lineage: Eukaryota; Viridiplantae; Streptophyta; Magnoliopsida; Poales; Poaceae.
AUGAUGGACCCAACUUUUUUUUUUCUUCAGGAGAUUUGUGAGGCAGCAAGAAAUGCAGGCGGGUCUGACUGUGAUGCAAAAUUACCGCAAUCUAUGAAGCCUGAUGGCGGCACCAGUGAGGAGUUUGGCACAAGGGAAUUGCUGUGGACUCUUGUAGAUGCCUAUGAUAAAAUUGACGUUGCACAUGACUAUUCGAAGGACCUUCACUCAUAUCUCAGAUAUUGCAAAGAUGUUGUUUUUCCUGGGAUUGCAUGUUCAGUUGAAGAAGAGCACUUAAUAGAGAUCUUCCAGGAUUUGUACAAAGGACGAGAGGGUGAGAAUAUAAAAGCUCACACCACAAAUGGAGUGAAUAAACGAGGUCGGGAUGGGACUUCUGUUGGUGCAAGGUGCUUUUCUCCAUCAUCAUCAUCAGGGAUACAGAGUAUCAAGUCAGAAAUGGAAGUCCACGGAUUUUGUUAUAUGCCGCCAAGGAAGUGGCCAAGAUCAGAUGGUUACCUUCACUAUAGAAGGAAGGCAAUGACUGGUCGUCUUGUUUGUGCUGGACAUGCUGAUUAUUACCUGUUGCUACGCUCAUUUGCCAAGCUUGCGGAAGUUGAUAUUAGGGUUAUGCAUGCCAGUGUGUUAAAACGUGAGAGGAGACUUGGCUGGAUAGAAGAAAGAAUAGGCAGAAGCUUGGAUGCCUUGCAAAAGCUACCUAGGUAA